Molecule: messenger RNA, 1243 nt
Organism: Arabidopsis thaliana (thale cress)
Lineage: Eukaryota; Viridiplantae; Streptophyta; Magnoliopsida; Brassicales; Brassicaceae
Product: 2-oxoglutarate (2OG) and Fe(II)-dependent oxygenase superfamily protein
Exons: 4
Coding region: 117-1166 (349 amino acids)
Molecular function (GO): 2-oxoglutarate-dependent dioxygenase activity; iron ion binding
Source: RefSeq, marked reviewed
UUGGGCCGGGUUUGGAUAUACCAAGCAAGACCAUAAAUUCAAGAUCGUGUCUAGCUACGUGUAAUACAAAAGUUCUUCUGACCAAAAGGAUCAUCAAACAAAGAUCCUCCGAAACAAUGGAGAAACCAAAGUUGAAGACAGUCCAAGAGGUGGUCGCAGCUGGCGAAAAACUACCGGAAAGAUACCUCUACACACCCACCGGCGACGGCGAAGGUGAUCAACCUUUCAAUGGUUUGUUGCCAGAGAUGAAAAUUUCGAUCAUCGAUCUUAAUCUCCUUUUCUCUUCUUCUGACGACGGUCGAGAAGAGUUGAGUAAACUUCACUCGGCGAUCUCUACAUGGGGCGUUGUUCAGGUGAUGAAUCAUGGAAUUUCAGAAGCCUUGCUCGACAAGAUUCACGAGCUAACGAAGCAGUUCUUUGUACUUCCGACCAAAGAGAAACAGAAGUACGCAAGAGAGAUAAGUAGUUUUCAAGGAUUUGGAAACGACAUGAUUCUGUCUGAUGAUCAAGUUCUCGAUUGGGUCGACCGCUUGUACCUCAUUACGUACCCUGAAGAUCAACGACAGCUUAAAUUCUGGCCUGAAAAUCCAAGCGGAUUUAGGGAAACUUUACAUGAAUACACAAUGAAGCAACAGUUAGUGGUUGAGAAAUUCUUCAAGGCAUUAGCUAGAUCGUUGGAGUUGGAAGAUAAUUGCUUUCUAGAGAUGCAUGGUGAAAAUGCUACGUUGGAGACAAGAUUCAACAUCUACCCUCCAUGUCCGAGGCCGGACAAGGUUCUUGGGCUAAAACCGCAUUCUGAUGGCUCAGCCUUUACUCUUAUCCUACCCGACAAAAAUGUAGAAGGACUUCAGUUCCUCAAAGAUGGGAAGUGGUAUAAAGCUUCAAUUCUCCCUCAUACAAUUCUGAUCAAUGUAGGAGAUACUAUGGAGGUAAUGAGCAAUGGAAUAUACAAGAGUCCGGUUCAUAGAGUGGUGCUUAACGGAAAAAAGGAAAGGAUAUAUGUGGCAACAUUUUGUAAUGCUGAUGAAGACAAAGAGAUUCAACCUUUAAAUGGGCUUGUGUCUGAGGCUAGACCAAGGUUGUACAAAGCAGUUAAGAAGUCUGAGAAAAACUUCUUCGAUUACUAUCAACAAGGUCGAAGACCGAUCGAAGCUGCAAUGAUCUGAAGUUAAAAACAUUGAUCAGUCUGCUUUUGAUAUUCAAAAUACACAUGUCUCUUUAGUUACUUGAUCCUUGAAAUAAG